AUGACGGCCCUGCGAAAAAUCAUUGGCCAAAGCAAUAAAAGACUGACCCUGGUAUGCCGAUUUAAUUUUUUAAUGCGCGAUGAUCUGGAAGCCCAGCAGGCACCAUCGGGUGAGAUGUUCGACUCCGUGAGCCAGGUUCCAACGAGUGAGCAGCGACAAGCCAGGAAAGAACAGGGAAUAAAAGCGCAGAUCGAGUAUAAUCGACCAGUUGAUUGGCAAGAAUAUAAUUCCAUGUACGCCGUAAGCCGUGCAGUUCAGAUUGCUGGGAUCGCUAUCCGUGGUCGCUAUCAUCGUUAG
Aspergillus costaricaensis CBS 115574 is the source of this 297-nucleotide messenger RNA. RefSeq lists its product as uncharacterized. The record is from RefSeq and is a predicted model, not a curated record. The coding region runs from base 1 to 297 and encodes 98 amino acids. Lineage: Eukaryota; Fungi; Ascomycota; Eurotiomycetes; Eurotiales; Aspergillaceae. The transcript has 2 exons.